Molecule: messenger RNA, 1771 nt
Organism: Malurus melanocephalus (red-backed fairy wren)
Lineage: Eukaryota; Metazoa; Chordata; Aves; Passeriformes; Maluridae
Gene: NFKBIA
Product: NFKB inhibitor alpha
Exons: 6
Coding region: 136-1077 (313 amino acids)
Molecular function (GO): protein binding
Source: RefSeq, a predicted model, not a curated record
CGUCGGUCGGGCUUUGAGUGGCUGGAAAUUCCCGUCCUCGGCGGCUCCUCCCCCGCAGAAAUCCCCCGGCCGCGCUGUAUAUGCGAGGCGCCGCCGCCGCCGCCGCUCACUCGCAGCUCCCGCAGCCCCGCCGCCAUGAUCAGCGCCCGCCGCGCCGCCGAGCCGCCCGCCAUGGAUGCCUACGAGCACCCCAAGAAGGAGCGGCCCGGCGCCUUCCCGCUCGACGACCGCCACGACAGCGGCCUGGACUCCAUGAAGGAGGAGGAGUACCGGCAGCUGGUGAAGGAGCUGGAGGACAUACGGCUGCAGCCCCGCGAGCCGCCCGCCUGGGCGCAGCAGCUGACGGAGGACGGGGACACUUUUCUGCACUUGGCCAUUAUUCACGAGGAAAAAGCCCUGAGCCUGGAGGUGAUCCAGCAGGCAGCCGGUGACCGGGCUUUCCUGAACUUCCAGAACAACCUCAGCCAGACUCCUCUUCACCUGGCAGUGAUAACUGAUCAGCCCGAAAUCGCUGAGCAUCUUCUGAAGGCCGGAUGUGACCUGGAAAUCAGGGACUUCCGAGGAAACACCCCCCUGCACAUUGCCUGCCAGCAGGGCUCCCUCAGGAGCGUCAGCGUGCUCACGCAGCACUGCCAGCCACACCAUCUCCUCGCUGUCCUGCAGGCAACCAACUACAAUGGACAUACAUGUCUUCAUUUGGCAUCUAUUCAAGGAUACCUGGCUAUUGUUGAGUAUCUGCURUCCUUGGGAGCUGAUGUAAAUGCACAGGAGCCRUGCAAUGGCAGAACAGCACUACAUUUGGCAGUCGACCUGCAGAACUCAGACCUAGUGUCACUUUUGGUGAAACAUGGGGCAGACGUGAACAAAGUGACCUAUCAGGGCUAUUCCCCCUAUCAGCUCACAUGGGGAAGARACAACGCAAGCAUACAGGAACAGCUGAAGCAGCUGACCACAGCUGACCUGCAGAUGUUGCCAGAAAGUGAGGAUGAAGAGAGCAGUGAAUCGGAGCCUGAACUCACAGAGGAUGAACUUAUAUAUGAUGACUGCCUUAUUGGAGGACGACAGCUAGCUUUUUAAAGCAGAGUUUUCUGUGAAAAGAAGUGACUAUGCAUAUAGAAAAAGGACUGACUUUCUUCAUUUAAAAAGAAAGUCACAGUGUGGAGAGAAAAAAGAGAAAGGAAAUGCUACGCUGCCCAGCAAGGAGRAGGAGCGCAUAAUUGUAACAGGACAGUUCCAGAAUCUGCCUUGUGUUUAAAUACAGGAGUGGGAUGUGUAACAUCAGUACAAAUCUGUGAUUAUUCACACCACUUGAUAAAGAGCCACAUAGCCAAUCUUCUCAGCCCUGCGAAGGUAACAGACUGCACAUCCAACCUGCUCAUUACAGGGAGCUUUCUUGUGGCAUUAAGUACUAGAGGGAACAUGUCCUUCCGUGGCAAGGUGGACUCCUGCCAGCACCCCUUCUCAGAGACUCUGCGUGUUAAUUUGCGUUGGGCUGGUGGCAGUGCGGUCCUUACUAACUGACCUCAGCUGCUCUCCGUGGGGCGUCCCAGGUUGAGGAGUGAGACCAAGGGACUGGUGACCUCUUGGUUCUUAGGAGAAAGUAGCAAUAGUGUUAACUGUGGGCAUUGGAAAAGUGUGUUUCACACCAUGUGUGUCAUAAUUGCUACACUUUUUAGCAAUUGUAUAUUGUGUAAAUAMUGUACAUUCUUUGUUUUUAAUUAUUUUGUUACAUGUGAGCUAUGUAUUUAUUAAAAAAAGUCAAAUUGCCAUA